GUAAUGAAGCCUCCAUUGUUUUUAUUACUUUUUUUAUUUUCAACAUUUUUUGUUGAUUCAAUUCCAAGCGAUGAGGAUGAAAUGGAUUCACAUUAUCGUGCCCACACUCAUCGUUUCAAUUUAAAUCGUGAACCAUCUCAUGCAUACCCACCUCAACAACAUCAUCAUGAAUUUGGUUCAAAUCAGGCAGAAUCAUCUGCUUCCCUUAGACGUUCUAGAAAUAAUCGUCACAACCGUUCUCAAAAUAGAACAAACGAGUCGGCAUAUAAUUAUAAUAGGAGAAGAAUGCUCGCAUUUAAUAGAAGAAUGGCUUAUGAUCGAGAGUAUAUUCAAAAUUUGCAUUUAAAUUACAACCGUAAUUUAUCUUUAUAUUCACCUCAACAGCAACAAAUCAACUCAGGUAGCACAAUUAUUAUGAGUACUUAUAAUUUUCUUAAAAAUAUCAAAAUCUUUAUUUAUUCUAAAAUAAAAAUAAACAAGGAGUAUGCAACAGUGACAAAUUUUAAAAGUGAAAGGUCGAUUUUACAAAAAUUUUUCCGCACGACGCAAAAGAUGCAGUAA
Meloidogyne enterolobii is the source of this 561-nucleotide messenger RNA. NCBI's taxonomy places the organism in Eukaryota, Metazoa, Nematoda, Chromadorea, Rhabditida, Meloidogynidae. The record is from the annotation of a GenBank genome assembly.